Messenger RNA from Lingula anatina, 4405 nucleotides. RefSeq names its product F-box/LRR-repeat protein 20. Gene Ontology annotation, cellular component: cytoplasm. The record is from RefSeq and is a predicted model, not a curated record. NCBI's taxonomy places the organism in Eukaryota, Metazoa, Brachiopoda, Lingulata, Lingulida, Lingulidae. Gene Ontology annotation, molecular function: protein binding.
ACAGGCCAAUCACAACACGCCUGACAAACUACUCUGGGCUUAAUCCUUGGUGUUUUUAUUUUCAUUGCUGCAUUAGAUUUUUCAGCUGUUUUCGAUGGAAUUUGGCUAGAUCAUAGAUUGGGACCAUGAACCACCACAGUCACAACGGUCAUUUCACAAAUCACUACUCAAACCACGUGAAAACGAAGUCUGAGUUAUCCCAAGUGUCUGUAGAUGAAGAUGCUUUACUAAAUAAGAAGUUACCAAAAGAAUUAUUACUGAGGAUAUUUUCUUAUUUGGAUGUGGUAACACUCUGCAGAUGUGCACAGGUGGCAAAGUAUUGGAACAUCCUAGCAUUAGAUGGCAGUAACUGGCAGAGAGUGGAUUUGUUUGAUUUCCAGACUGAUGUAGAGGGUCCAGUGGUAGAGAACAUAUCAAGACGUUGUGGAGGAUUUCUCAAGUCACUAAGUUUGAAGGGAUGUCAGUGUAUAACAGAUGGUGCUCUAAAAACAUUUUCCAGGCAAUGUCAAAACAUAGAAACAUUGAAUUUAGACAGUUGUAAAAAAAUUACAGAUAGCACAUGUCACAGUUUAGGUCAGCACUGUAAGAAGUUGUCACACCUAGAUAUUACUUCUUGUGCAAACAUUACCAAUGCCAGCUUGAAGGCGCUGGGAGAAGGCUGUAAACAUUUGGACCAUCUGAAUAUCUCGUGGUGCGUCCAGAUCACAGACGAGGGACUCCAGUGGCUUUCCAAGGGCUGCACCAAGCUCAGAUCUUUUACCUGUAAAGGUUGCCAACAGAUAAAUGACCAAGGAAUCAAAUAUUUAGCAGAGAAUUGUACAGAGCUACGGACGUUGAACCUACAUUGUUGUUUUAAUAUUGGCGAUGAUGGCAUCCACCACGUCAGUGAUCAUUGCCAUAACUUGCAAUCGCUCUGUUUGUCUGGCUGCUCACAUAUCACUGAUGCUUCAUUAGUAGCACUGGGGCAAGGAUGUCACGAGCUAAGAACACUAGAGGUAUCAGGUUGCUCACAGCUCACAGAUGGAGGGUUCCAAGCACUUACCAGGAAUUGUCACAUGCUGGAAAGAAUGGACUUGGAGGAGUGUCUCUUGAUAACAGAUGCCACUCUCGGGUAUCUUGCUAUGCAUUGCCCAUUACUAUCAAAACUGAGCCUAUCACACUGUGAACUUAUAACAGACGAAGGCAUUCGCCAUCUUGGCGGUGGAGCAUGCUCAACAGAACACCUGUCAGUCCUGGAGCUGGACAACUGCCCCCUCAUCACAGACGCGUCGCUGGAACACCUGAUGGGCUGCCAGGGCAUGGAGAGGAUUGAGUUGUACGACUGCCAGCUCAUCACCAGGGCAGGGAUCAAGAGAUUAAGGAAUCACCUCCCAGACAUCAAAGUUCACGCCUACUUUGCCCCAGUGACUCCACCGCCCUCUGUUGGAGGAAGUAGACAACGCUACUGCAGAUGUUGUACAAUAUUAUGACGCAGCAGGUCAUGUGACACUUUUAGGGACAAUUGCAAUGACAAUUUAUAGGACGGCAUUAGCAUCCGCCAUGAAGUUUUUUUUUAAAUGUUACCACAAAGGUGACAUGUUACCACACCUGCAUGUAUUAUAGCAUAAAGGUUAAUAUGUGUUACCAUGUGGCUGUAUUGCUGCAGAGAUCCACAUGCUACUGUACAUGGAUAUAUUACCAUACAUGGACAUGUUACCAUAUAUGGACAUGUUCCCACAUAUGGAUAUGUUACCAUAUAUGAAUAUGCUACCCUAUGUGACAUGUUACCCUUACCUAUGAAAUGACAGAGAUGUGGUCUGUAAACAUAUCAUCGAUAAUCUUUGACACAUGACACUUGCCUUGGGGUCGUAUUGAUGAUUGCCAGGAAUGCUUAGUGGUUGCUGUUAAGUAAAGGAGUCAGCAGCACUGAGCGGGCAGUACAAGGAUGUAUUAGGAAGAAGUAUUACAAUACAGGAUAUUAUGGAAUAGAUGCUGGUCAAAUCACCACUUGGUUGAUGUGCUUGAGCCCUAGCUGAACUACCACACAGGUGAUGAGGAAUGGAUGUUACCAUGGGUUUGGUCGGACACUUGGAAAUGUGUUACCACGUAGGUGUUGCACUGGAGUCACGAGUUACCAUACAUGUUACCGUGGGUUGAGACUCUAUUGAUAAAGUGUGCCACCACCUCACACAAGAUCAUCUGGUAAUUCUUGUGAAAACGGGUUGAUGGAUUUCUGUGGAUUCACCAUUAAAGUGCUGAUGAUGUGUGUAACCUGGUAAAUAAUGAAGGAAGAUGAUCCAUUUUGCCACACAGAUGUGCCAUGCUGCCAGAGAUUUGUUACCAGAUUUAUCACAGGUUUUACCACAAUUUUGUAUGUUUUGAUCAGAAAGUGAAGAUGCUUGUUAUUCUUCAGGAUUGAUUCAGGUGACAGCAGUUAUAACCAUGUGUUUGGAUGUAGAAGACAUUCUUAUGUGUCGUUCACUGUGUGAUCAUCACAAAAAUGAACAGUGGUGACCCCUAUUGCAAGAGUGCAGUACUUGGUCAUAAGUCUUGUCUGAAGAUUUUCCAGUCACUUUCUUUUAAGAGCAAGGUUAUUUGAAUUGGGAGAAAAAUGCCAUUUGGAAUGGUGUGUAAUGUAUAGAAAGCAAAAUUUCCUUUAGAAGAACGAUGUCACAUUGAAGGCUUUGUUUUGUGGAUUGUGUGCAAGGGGUUAUUGUAGUUGCAUUUCAUCAGCAGCAAUUGGUCCUUUCCCAUGGGAAGGUUUUUUACGCUAUUGUCAUAAGUUUCAUGUUGUGAGUAAACUUUGAUGAUUGCACAUGGAAAAAGUGAAGGGGCAAUGAACUUGGUACUCUUUUCCUAUUCCUCUUUCACCUAUGAAAUCAUAGAUAAGCUACUGCACAGCCAGCUCAGUUGUCAUGGUAUUAUUAGCUAACAGGGCACUGUCUCUUUAUCGUGUGUGCAGAAGGCUCACCUUCUAAGAAUCGCGUACGAUUUUAAAAACAGUCUUGGCAACAAGUUGUUUUUUAAACAGUUAUUUAUUGGGACAUAUGGUUAAUGUGGCAUUUUGUUUUUUUAAGCCAGUCAUUUUAUUCAUUAAGCUGUUUUACUGUAUAUGUCAAUAAAACACAAAAUAUCACUGGAUAAGACUGCAUUUAUUUAUUUUUUUAUUAUUUGAAUUUUUUACAUUGUUUUAAAAUAACUUUUUGGUUAACAGAACUUGUAAAUGGUUAAAACUCAGGUCACUGAAAAAAAUACAGUUGGAUCCAGAAAUGUUACUGACUGUUAAUUGAUUUCUUAGACAAGGGUUAAAAGAGAACCUUUCAUGUGGUGAACUAAGUUCGUAUGAAAAACAUGAAACACUGUCAUCAGUGGGCAUUGCUUGGUCAGCAAGAAAAAAAAUCAUUUCACUGUUUCUUAUGGAUAUGACCAUUUUGAAAUGAAAAACUGCAUUAUCGUCAUCCUGAAAGUCCCAGCAAAGAGAACGUGUUUUCUCUGACUUUAAAUGGUAAUAUUUGCCAAUGUCAAGGCCAUCAGUAUUGUUAGUGAAAAUUAGGUCAGGGUCGCUGUGAAGAUGAAAAACAGUCAUAUUUGAUUUUCGCAUAGGAUAUACAUGUACACCCACAUCCCUUAGGUGUAACCAUUUAUUUAUUAUUUUAAUGAAUAAUUGGAUUUCAUGAAAUUCUUUCAGUUAAAUACGUUAAAGAAAAUAUAUUUGCAUUAAGCUUGAGGGGGCAAAUUGUUCCCUUGCAUUUCUUGGUAUCGUGUCACAUUCUUUGAGAAACCCAAGGGGCUCUUCAGGUUUUUUUUUUUUUUUUUUUUUGAUAUAAUGAUUGUGUAUGUUUUUUGGAUAUAUGUACACCUAGAAACCUAUGGUCUGUGUAGAAAUACCCUUUUAACUUAUAAAGAGCUGCACAGUUAUCACGUUUUUUAUCAUUCUGUAAACUAAUGUCGUAAAUUGAGCUUAAUUUAUUUUGUCUAUUUGCUCCAGUUUCCAUGCUUGAGCUGGCAGCUUCUUACUUGUGGCAAUAUUCAGGAUUUCCAGCUAGACUGUUACCAAUCUACUUGAAUAGUAAAGGCAAAUAUUAGCAUAUAAAGGCCAAAUUCAUGUGCUUUGUAGGGUAAAAGUAUGAAACCAAACUUUGACUGAUAUUAUUGCAUUGAUUUCAUAAUUGUCUUGAAUACAACUGCUGCAAAGUGGUGCUGCAUUUCUUAAAUGUCUAAGUAGGUGUUAUCUAACACUCUUCUCUCUCUCUCUCUCUGCUCUUAGUCUGAUGAUAAGCAACAGUCUUUACAUUGAAAAACCUUAGAGGUCAUUGCCACACCCAAGAAUGUGCAAGUUCACCUGGAGUAUCAGAGUAGUGUUCAACAAAGGAAUCUAGGAGAUGUUGAUAGAUAAAGAGGAGCUUCUGAAAGACCUUGAUGUUGG